AAAAAAAGAAUAGAAAUGGCGUGAGUCAUUUGACAGAUAGUUGGGGGACUAUACAUAUUACACGAGUGUGUUCACAUUGUUGUUUGUUUUUUUUAUUUUAUUUUUAAUUAAAUUUACAAAGUCACGAAAAUGUCAAAUCGUGAUCCUGACAAUUUAAUGGUUACAAAUGACGAUAAUUUUGAUUUUUUAUUUAAAAUUGUUUUAAUUGGCGAUUGUGGUACGGGAAAAACUUGUGUCGUACAAAGAUUUCGAUCUGGGAAUUUUAUUGAAAAACACGGUAGCACAAUAGGAGUUGAUUUUUCAAUUAAAACCGUUAUAAUCGACGGUAAAAAAGUUAAGUUACAAAUUUGGGACACUGCGGGACAAGAAAGAUUUCGAACAAUUACUCAAAGUUAUUAUAGAUCUGCUAAUGGGGUUAUCGUAGUAUAUGAUAUUACAAAACGUUCUAGUUUUUUAAGUCUUCAACGAUGGAUAGAAGAAGUUCGUAAAUACUCUUCGUCUCAUGUUUUAUUAAUUUUAGUUGGUAACAAAACCGAUUUGGAAGAAUCAAGAGAAGUGCAAAAAUCAGAAGCGGAAGCAGUUUGCGAAUAUCUUCCUGAGGUUUUAAAUGUUCUUGAAACUUCAGCGAAAGAUAAUACGAACAUUGAUUCAAUAUUUUACUGCCUGGCAUCUGAAUUAAAGAGACGUUAUGAGAAUCGUCAGAUUACACAAACCGAAAACGACGUCAUUAAACUUGGAAGUGGCCGUGAACUUUCAACAUGUUCGAGUUGUUCGCAUAAAAUACUUUAAUUUACUUUUUGCCAAAAAAAAAGAAAACAAAUAACUUAACAAAAGCACGAAAAUUUUUUUGAAACUAAAUCGAUUUUUUAACGAAAGUAAAUUUUUUAAAUUAAUUAUUUUUUAAAUAUAAAAGUACCUGAAUUUCAAGAAAUGAAAUUUCAAGCAACAAUUCUACUAACAUAUAUAUUAUAAGGAAUUAUUUAUUAUUAUUCUUUUUUUGCAAGAAAGUCUGAAAAUCUUAAUUUUAUUUUUUUAUUUAUUUAACGCAACAACUAACUUUUAUUUU
Molecule: messenger RNA, 1066 nt
Organism: Leptopilina boulardi
Lineage: Eukaryota; Metazoa; Arthropoda; Insecta; Hymenoptera; Figitidae
Gene: Rab19
Product: ras-related protein Rab-43
Exons: 5
Coding region: 130-789 (219 amino acids)
Biological process (GO): protein secretion; regulation of exocytosis
Molecular function (GO): GTP binding; GTPase activity
Source: RefSeq, a predicted model, not a curated record